Messenger RNA from Mycena citricolor, 900 nucleotides. The record is from the annotation of a GenBank genome assembly. Lineage: Eukaryota; Fungi; Basidiomycota; Agaricomycetes; Agaricales; Mycenaceae.
AUGGCCCUGUUCCGCGAAUUGCUGAAUAUUCCCGACAACUAUAAGAUCCUCUUUUUGGGCGGCGGCGCCAGCACGCAGUUUUUCGAAGUGCCGUACAAUUUCCUCGAAAAGAAGGCCGGAUACGUGAACACCGGCGUAUGGGCCAAAAAAGCGAUCAAGGAAGCCAAAAAUUUCGGCGAAGUGCAGGAUAUGCGAUCCCGACCGAUUUGGAUUACCUGCACAUUACGACCCAACAAUACGAUCUACGGUACCGAAUACCACACCGAUAUCGACUCGCCGGUGCCGGUGAUCGCAGACAUGAGUUCCGAUAUCCUGAGCCGUCCGGUGGGACGUUUCGAAAUCGGCAUGAUUUACGGCGGCGCGCAGAAGAACAUCGGUCCCGCCGGGGUGACGUUCGUGAUCGUUCGCGAAGACCUGCUCGGCAAGGUGUCCCGUCCGCUUCCGUCGAUGGUCGAUUACCGCAACCACAUCGCCAACGAUUCGAUGUUCAAUACGCCCCCGGUAUUCGCGAUCUACGUCGUGAAAGAAACCCUGAAGUGGUUGAAGUCGAUCGGCGGCGUGAAAGAGAUUCAGAAACGUAACGGGGCGAAGCUGAGCUGCUGUACGACGCGAUCGACAACAGCAAGGUAUUCGUCGGAAAAAUACGCCGACCGGCUCCCGAAUUCCUCGAAUUCGCCAAAGGCAAAGGCAUGGUCGGCAUCAAGGGACACCGUCUGGGGGCGGUUCCGUGCGUCGAUCUACAAUGCGCUGCCGAUCGAAAGCGUUCAGGCGUUGGCGGACAAGGCCGACCUGCUGGCGGCCGUGAAAGAUGCCGACGGGCUGAUUAUCCGCAGCGACAAAGUGACGGCCGAAGUAGUCGCCGCCGCCGAGAAACUGAAAAUCGUCGUUCGCGCCGGUGCC